GAAGAGGAAGAGGAAGUUGGGGAGGGUCCUAGCGGGGAGUGAACCGGAAGUGUAAGCGCUCCAGCUUCUUCUCCGCUGGACUGAACCUGCUCGGUUGGGCCCGGUGGCUGCAAAAGAACUUUCUCCCGCCCCAACGGUCGCUGCGGCCAACUGCCUCGCCCGCCUGGCAGCCUCCCCCGCCUUCUCUUCUCCUCUCUGGCUCCGCGCGGGCCCGUCUCCCUCUCGCCCGGCAGUAUCCGCUUGCUCCUGCCACCACCUCCUCGUCUUCUGCCCGGCUAACCGGCCCGCCCAGCUGCAGUGAUGUGCGACAAGGAGUUCAUGUGGGCCCUGAAAAACGGGGACUUGGAUGAGGUGAAGGACUACGUGGCCAAGGGAGAAGAUGUCAACCGGACACUAGAGGGUGGAAGGAAACCUCUUCAUUAUGCGGCAGAUUGUGGGCAGCUUGAAAUACUGGAAUUCCUGCUGCUGAAAGGAGCAGACAUUAACGCUCCAGAUAAACAUCAUAUCACCCCUCUUCUGUCUGCUGUCUACGAAGGUCACGUCUCCUGUGUGAAAUUGCUUCUGUCGAAGGGUGCUGAUAAGACUGUGAAAGGUCCAGAUGGACUAACUGCCUUUGAAGCCACUGACAACCAGGCAAUCAAAGCUCUGCUCCAGUGACGGGCGGACGGCUGACAGCUCUGGAAGAACGCCUCUCCUGUGGCCUCACACUGCUGCCUGUCUGUCUGUCUCUAUCUGCCGGCUUCUUCAGCUAAACACUUCAAGAGGGGUGAGGGGGGAGAGAGAUUCAUAACAAACCAGAUUACCGGGGAAAACAAUGUUUUGGAGGAGAGGAAAAAAUCAUGAUCAGGCUUUUACUAGAAUUCCUGAUCAAGUCAUCCUCUUUUCCAUUUCAAAAAAAAAAAAAAAAAUACACAGCUUAUACCCAAGGGAGAGCAAAGACAAAACAUACCAUGACAUUUGACCUUCUCAGCCCCUAGCUAAGGUAUCAAUCCGACUGUGUCGAGGGUCUGAUGCUCAAAGGCCAACUACCCUAUUUGGCGGCCCUCGCUGCGAGCAGCAGCGGCUGCUGCGAUGUAAACCUAGGGUGCUGAGAUAAGCAACUCGCUCUAGCCUUCUGCCUUAAGGUGCACUCUGCGGGACUCUCCCGGCGUAGUUCAGAGCGCUGCCUGUGGUUGGUGACCAAAUCUCCCCUCGGGGACUCUCCUGGGCGUCACGCGAGAGCUCGCUUCGGGUCAGGAGGGGCGCACUCCUAAACUGCUAGGUGACUGAACUUUGGGUUUCCUCUCCCCUUUCAAACGGAUCUCAUGUAUCUUUAGGUAAAACUGACUAGUUUUAUUUAUAAAAUCUUAAAUUUUGGAAGUCUAUAGGAGAAACCAUUCCAGUAUGCCUGUUUUUCUUCUCCUCUAGAUUCACCCAUUUAUAUAACAUUGAAACACUUUUAAACUCCUGCUGGUCGUAAAAGGGGAUGUAAAGGUAGAAUCAUAGCCAUACGCCUGUUCGUGUCCUGCAGAGAGAGCAGCUGUCUGAGGGCCUGUGGGUUGGUCUUCCCCGCUGGCCCUGGGAGCGGAGUGGCCUCGGUUCUGUGUGGGGCGCGGGGCCGCUGCCGCUGCCUCCCUGUGCCCAAGCUCCUGCUGGGGCGAGGCCGACUUAGGGAGCGCAUUUCACCCCAUCUCCUCUCAAACAUGCUUGUGACCUGGUCUCCCCAAGUUGUCGAUCAGCUUCUGCUGAACAUACGCCGACCCACCCGCAUAGUAUAUUUUUGUCUCUUUUCUAAAUCAUGCAUUGUGGAAAGUGUGACACCUUGAAAAUAUAUUCUGUGUCUUUAAAUACCUGCUCUAAAAGGUUCUUACGACCUGCAGAAAAUGUUUAGACACAUUUUCAUGUUUAUUUCAUGAACAGUAUAACUAAUUAAAACAUACACCCUUAAAUUUGGCUGUUUUGCAUUUAAAAUACCAAGAUUCCUUUCCCACCCAUAUAAGCCACUAAAAAUAUUAGGAUUUUUCCUUAGCCACAUCAUGCAAUAAUUGAAUGUACCUCAAAUUUUUAAAAAGGGAGGGUGGGUUAGGGAUGUGUAUCAGAUUGUGGAUAAUAAAGAAUUAUGGAUUUUUUUUCAGGCAGUGUAGCAUUCAGCGGCAGUUAAACUAUCAAGAACAGGCAGCCUGGCUAUUAACAAAUCUUACCGAUCAGUUGCUGAUUGGUUGGUUGGGAGGGGGUGUAUGUAUUUUUCCCUGUGAACCCUUUUUUUAAUCCUGAGGCUUUUUUCACUUACAACUAGCCUAACCCUGUAAUUUUUCUGCAUCCAAAAAACAAUCACAAAAUGGUGGCUUAAAUACUUUGAUACGUUUGGCUAAUUCUGCUGCCUUAUUGCGGCCUAUUAGAGUCAGGGUCAAAGUCAGUAGUCAGUCCUUCAUUGCAUCACUGAACUGAAACCUGGAGCUAUCCUCACUGAAGACGGGGGGCACUCUCUCAGUCUUUACUUGUCACGUCGUGACAGGGUGUUUUGAUAUCUCUGUUUUCACCUCUUGGCACAUUGUGAUCUAAAAGGCUUGCUUGGAUUUCAUCCUCCACACGGUGUUGACCUUCACACCCUAAGCGUUACGCUGCAGUUGGCCAUUGCAGAGAGUGCUCUGUCCCGCCGUUCCUAACCCUGGUCUGCUUUCCACAGUCAGCGGCGCAGAGGCCGCGUGACGGUUUGUGCAGCUCACCCCGUGUUCCUCGUGAUGCGGUAGAGGCUGCUUCGCCGCCCUCUCUCAGCCGUUUUGUAAACCCCUAACUAUGAAGAGGUUGCUUGAGAAAAUAACAUACAAACAUAGAAUAGACUGACCAAGAUGGUUUACAAUUUUUUUUAAGCUAGGUUAUUUAUAAUGUUAUUUCAGAACCACUUGGCAGAAAAAUUCACAACACUUAAUGUUCAUAUUUUGAGUACAGGAAGUUAAAACCAUGUCUGCUUUUUGGUACUACAUGCAUUAGUGAAAGGUUAAGUAAGGUUUUUUUUUUUUUUUCUCCACUGAAGUAAUAUUUAACAUCUCAGCAAAAACCUUGCAUGUUAUGUAGUUUUGUAUCAAGUCAGUCAUUUCGUAUGCACUAUAGCAAUUAAAAACAGGUGUAUGAGGCACCUGAGUGUUUACUAUACUAUUAGUAUACUAACAGGUUCCCCCUUGCAGCUUCACACUGGUAUCUACAGACGUGGGGUUCAGACCCAGCACCGGAGUGCGCCCGAGUAGCCCUCCUACACGCGGCUCACCUUCCACACCCAGCGGGGCGUGAAGCAGAGGGAGGUGGGUCCGUGUGUGGAAGCUGCAAGCAAGUGGCCCCUUAUUCCAUUGGUUUCUUUCUCCCCAGUCACGGAGUUCAAAUCUGUAUGUACCUCUUUGGUUUUCUUCCUUCAGCCUUCAACUGAGCUGCUGUUCUCUUCCAUGCAACAUUGUAUACUCGACUGUGUAUAGAAGCUGGUGAGAGUGCCCUCCUACAUAAGCAAUUGCAGUGUUUUGCAUGCAAAAUUUUAAAAAUUUAAAUGGUCCUGAUUCUAUUUUGUAAAUGGAGAAACAAUCAUAUCUUUCUAAGCAGUAACGGAGGAAGACUAGUGCUUUGUGCAUUUUGAUAUAUUUGAGUUCAUUUUUUCCACAACGUAAUACUUUUGACACCAUUGGGUUUCUCAUAUUACUCUAGUUCAUGUACAUCAGAAUGCUAAGUAAUACUGUGUUUAAGUUUUGUGUUGCAAGAACAAAUGGAAUAAACUUGAAUUGUGCUACA
This is a messenger RNA of Phyllostomus hastatus (greater spear-nosed bat), 3753 nucleotides long. RefSeq names its product myotrophin (gene MTPN). The record is from RefSeq and is a predicted model, not a curated record. Gene Ontology annotation, molecular function: protein binding. NCBI's taxonomy places the organism in Eukaryota, Metazoa, Chordata, Mammalia, Chiroptera, Phyllostomidae. Gene Ontology annotation, biological process: regulation of barbed-end actin filament capping. The transcript is spliced from 4 exons. Bases 301 to 657 code for a protein of 118 amino acids. Gene Ontology annotation, cellular component: nucleus; cytoplasm.